UUUGCUUUGCUUUUAACACGCAGCGUGCUGCGUGUAAAGAAACUCAUUUAAACAAAUUGUUUUCUUUUUGUUGUUGUCGCCGGAAAACAAAUACUUAAAGCUAAACACUCCGGCAAACAUGCUCUCGCUACAAAAUCAACGACAACCCAAGACAACACCUUUGGUCGAUGACUAUGAAAUAUCGGACACAGUCUUGGGUCUCGGCAUCAAUGGCAAAGUGGUGCAGUGCACCCAUAGACGCAGCAAACAGAAUUACGCACUCAAGGUGCUGCUGGAUAAUGAGAAGGCGCGACGUGAAGUCGAUUUGCAUUGGCGUGUCAGCGGCUGCAAACAUAUUGUAAACAUCAUAGAUGUCUAUGAGAAUACCUAUAGUGGACGCAAGUGUCUGCUGGUUGUAAUGGAGUGCAUGGAGGGCGGUGAAUUAUUCCAACGCAUACAGGACAAAGCGGAUACGGCAUUCACGGAACGCGAGGCAGCACAGAUAAUGCAUGAGAUAUGCGUUGCCAUACACUAUCUGCACAGUCGGGAUAUAGCGCAUCGUGAUCUUAAGCCAGAGAAUUUGCUAUAUACAUCGAAGGAGCCCAAUGCAAUACUGAAGCUAACGGAUUUUGGUUUUGCCAAGGAGACAUUUACCAAUGAUACGCUACAAACGCCCUGCUAUACGCCCUACUAUGUUGCUCCCGAAGUGCUUGGACCACAGAAAUAUGACAAAAGCUGUGACAUUUGGUCACUCGGCGUGGUCAUGUACAUCAUUAUGUGUGGCUUUCCGCCUUUUUAUAGCAACAAUGGUCUGGCCAUAUCGCCGGGCAUGAAGAAGCGCAUACGCACGGGUCAAUAUGAUUUUCCGGAUCCCGAAUGGACGCAUGUCAGUCAAGCGGCGAAGGAUCUAAUCAAGGGCAUGCUUAAUGUUGAUCCCAGCAAGCGUUUGCGCAUAGAGGAAGUGAUGCGUAAUAAAUGGAUAGCGCAGUUUAGUGCAGUGCCACAGACGCCGCUCUGUACGGGACGCAUGCUCAAGGAGGGCGAGGAGACCUGGCCAGAGGUGCAGGAGGAAAUGACACGCUCAUUGGCCACCAUGCGCGUGGACUAUGAUCAGAUGCAAAUCAAAGCGCUGGAUAAAUCCAAUAAUCCACUGCUGACCAAGCGCAGGAAAAAGAUUGAGGAAAUCUAUGGGGUGCAGAAAUGAGGGCAAAGUUAUGUUGAUCCUCCCACCCCCCCUCUAUAAGCUAUAUCGUUGACUACCGCAAAGACAGACGUUUGGGUCUUUUAACACUUAAGAGUUGUAUAAUGCCAGAGAGCACCGACACCAACUUAUACUAUACACAUAUAUAUAUAUAUACUAUAUAUAGUAUAUAUGCUAGAAGGUAACAAUUAUCAGCCUUUUGACCUUUUGUUAAACAUUUUAUUUAAAUUGUUUUGCUCGUCCUUUGUUCUAGUUUAUAUGUAUAUGUGUGUGAAUAUGUAUUACAAUUUUCCAGUAAAUCAGGUUUUAGGGUUUGUGCUCUUAUCUUAUUUGUCAUAAAUUUUAAAAAACAAUUGUUUAAAGCCAAGACAAUGAUUCUAGCCAGAAUAAUAUUUUUUUUUUUUGUGUAAUUUCCAUGUAUUUGGUAAUUUUAAUUUUGUUGUGUCUUUACGAUCUAAUGUGAAUUUUGACUAUACUACUUACUACUACUACUACUAUAAUAUAUGGUAUAUAUACAAUUAUUGAACUAUUUGAACUAUGUGUAUGAAUAAAACAAAGCUAAUAAUUGUAUAACAAGCUAUACAAAAAAAAGUUAAGUGCUAACGCUUGGCAUUGUUUUUGUUUGCCAAAACUCUAUAUAAUAUAUAACUACAUAUAGUAGUAUAUAUCGUAUAUAUACAGUACAAGCUCAAUAGCUCUUAGCAACCAAGUUGCAAGCCUAAAAAUCCGAAAGCUAUACUAUACUUGCUUGCAAAUGAAAUAAUAAUCAAUAAAUAAUUCUAAAGAGUUUCAAAUUUUCCGAUUUAACGAGAUUGUACUGCAUAUAAAGCAUAAUGAUAAUAAUAAUAAUAUGUAUGGAAUAAAGUAUUUGCAUGUAUGUGCAAUACAAAAUAUAAAAAUGAUUUUUUUAAUUGCUGAGCACGUUGCCGUCUGUUAGAUAAAACACACAUUAGAAAAGGACAGAGCUAUAUGUGUAGAAAGUGCUAGUUGCUGAAUAAAAAGAAAACUACAAGUGUUUUUUUUUAGAUAUA
Drosophila busckii is the source of this 2211-nucleotide messenger RNA. It is a transcript of the gene MAPk-Ak2, whose product is annotated as MAP kinase-activated protein kinase 2. Lineage: Eukaryota; Metazoa; Arthropoda; Insecta; Diptera; Drosophilidae. The coding region runs from base 119 to 1183 and encodes 354 amino acids. Gene Ontology annotation, cellular component: nucleus; cytoplasm. The transcript is spliced from 5 exons. Gene Ontology annotation, molecular function: mitogen-activated protein kinase binding; calcium/calmodulin-dependent protein kinase activity; calcium-dependent protein serine/threonine kinase activity. The record is from RefSeq and is a predicted model, not a curated record. Gene Ontology annotation, biological process: intracellular signal transduction; protein autophosphorylation; peptidyl-serine phosphorylation.